This is a messenger RNA of Symbiodinium natans, 2136 nucleotides long. Lineage: Eukaryota; Dinophyceae; Suessiales; Symbiodiniaceae. The record is from the annotation of a GenBank genome assembly.
AUGCUGAUGCCGGCGACGGGGUUUGCUUCGUCGUCGAACUGCUGGCGGUUCUUGGAACGUGUUUUUCACUUCGCAUGGCUACCAUCCUUGGCGACUGGCAUGAUCACCCAGGCGAAGCAAACAGUCGUCGUCCAUGAUUCCGGCGUGCUGGAAUCGCAGCUGCAUCGCUGCGCCAAGUUCCCGCCGAGAAUGAUGGUGCACACGUCCCAUGCGUUGUUGGCAUUGGUUGAUGAUGGUUUCGUGCGCUUUGCUGUUACAAAGACGCGCAACGAUGGCGGGAAAGUGGAAUUUGCAGAUUUGGUGUUGGAAGAUGCAGCCGGACGGCCAAUUGAUCUCCUCACGACAGAGAAUGUGCUUCAGGCACGUUUGGAUGGACCCAAUGUGUUGGAGACGCAGGGAAGCGUGGACUUUUGCAUUGAUGGCAAGACCGAAACCAGUUGCCGCUUGGAAAUCGGCCAAAGCAUUAUUCUGCAGCUUCGGCCAGGCCACCAGGUGGCAAGCUACGGUUUCAAGACGGCGUUGGAGAACAGCACGAAGGUUCGGUCCUGUGAUCCGAUUGCCUUCAAAAUGGAGACGUCUGACGAUGGCUCUUUUUGGCGCGAGGUCAGUGUGAAGGCGGCGGUGAAUACGCCCAGCGCGGGCGGAUUGAUGGUGGGGCCCUUUCUUCUCUCCGGCUCUGGCUCUGGUGGGCCGGCCCACAGCGAACCGCCGAUGAUGGCGAAUGAGGCGAAGGUUCGGACUACUACAGCUCGACUGGUUCCGGCAGACGCGGGCUUGGUACCGGUGAUGACCACCGUGCCUCCACCUGCGGCAGCUCCUCCACCUGCGGCAGCUCCAAUUGCCUUGACGCCCUCGCCCCCAGCAGUGAUGCCGCUGCCCGUGGAGCCUAUCUUGACUACUACAAGCACCCCGAGAGUUCCCAUACCGGAUGUUCCGGCCGAUGCGCCUAGCCGUGUUGCCUCAGCAGUGAUCGAUGCAGCAGAGCAGUCUGGCAUGCCGUUGCCCCAGCGCAUGGCCGCGGCCACUGCAGCAGCAGCGGCGGCCAAAAGCAUCGUGAAGCCGGCGAGCAAGGAGGCCAUUGCCGAAGCGGCCGCUGCUGCUGGCCUGGACCCCAGCCACCUACAGGCCGUCAGCGCCGCCUUGGAGAAGGCCUCGCCAGCCCGGCUGCCGGCUCUCCUGGCUGUAUGGCGUGCCGCCGCCGACGCUGCUCGCCACGCGGCGGAGCGCGGCCCGGAGAAGGUGUCGCACGUUGUCGAGGCUUCUGCUGCUGCGGGCCUGUCGAUCGAGCAGCAGGCCCAGGCAGCUGCUGCAGCUGCAGUGGCUGCUGUGGCUUCAAUGACGACACCAGGCCCAGAGGCCGUCAUUACAGCUGCUGUGAAGGCUGCCGAGGAGGCUGGCAUGGCGCUGGACAAACAAUCGCAGAUGGCGGCCGUGGUGCAAGUCCAGCCUCCACAGGAUCAGGAGGCACUAGUUCGAAUCCUCCACGCUGCAGAGAUCCUACCGAGAACAACGCCGCCGCCAGAGGAAGUUCCCGAGUUUGACGGAAGCAGUCCUGCUGCCAAAGUGGUGGCCGACGCCAUUACUCAGGUGAUCCGAGACAUCCCGGUGAGCCCGCAGCAGAAGCUGCAGGUGGUGUCGGCGGCUGCUAGGGCUGCGCAGGUCGCCGCCGAGCACUCCUCCACCACGACCUCCUUCGAUGGCGUCCAGAUGGUCAUGGAGGCAGCCGAAGCGGCAGGCAUCAAGGACGUGGAGAAGCUGCAAAAAGUUCGAGAGAAGGCCGAAGAGCUGACGCCGGAGAAGCAGAAGGCUGUCUCGAAGUCCUUGGAGGCCGCGGUGGAUGAACCGAGCACGACACCGGUACAUGCGGCCGCAAAAGUUGCGGCGGUGGUCAAAGCAGCCGCAGACUCCGGCAUGACAGAAGAGCAACAGGCAGAAGUCGCCGCAGCUGCCGCGUCGGCCAUGGCAAAGGCUGCCGAGCCAGCGCCGAAGGAGCAGAUCUCCGAGUUGAUCAAGGCGGCGAAAUCACUAGGCCUCGGCGACAGCGAGCUCGAGGCGAUCCUGGCCUCAGCAUCUUCGUUGACGCCGGCGGAGCUCGAGUCUGUGAUCAAGUCCAUGCGCGCAGCGCAGGAUUCCUAG